ACUCUUCUGGGAAGGCUCUCCACUAGAUUUUGGAGCGUGGCUGUGGGGAUUUGUGUUCAUUCAGCCACAAGAGCAUUAGUGAGAUCAGGCGCUGAUGUUACAGUAGAUGAGGAGGUCUGGGGUGCAGUCGGUGUUCCAGUUCAUCCCAAAGGUGUUCAGUGGGGUUGAGGUCAGGGAUCUGUGCAGGACACUCGAGUUCUUCCACUCCAACCUUCUCAAACCAUGUCUUCAUGGAGCUCGCUUUGUGCACAGGAUCAUUGUCAUGCUGAAACAGGUUUGGGCCUCUUAGUUGCAGUGAAGGAAAAUUGUAAUGCUACAGCAUACAAAGACAUUCUAUACAAUUGUGUGCUUCCAACUUUUUGGCAACAGUUUGGAGAAGAACCACAUGUGAGUGUGAUGGUCGGGUGUCCACAAACUUUUGGCCAUAUACAUUGAACAUUGGUACACAAAGCAUAAGAUUUUGAACAAUGAAAAUAACAAUCUGCUCUGACUCAUUGGAGUAACAGAAGACAUUAACACACAAUGUUCUUGGUGAUGGCAGGUUAUGAGAUGUUGAACACACUUUGAGAUCUGCUGAACUGUUUGAAUCAUACGAUAUUUACAGUAAAUGUGUUAGUAGAUCACCAUAUCCUAUCUCUCUGAUGACUGAUUGAUUCAACCACUGACCUUUAUUCAACCUUCACACACCAUGUCUUCAUGGAGCUCGCUUUGUGCACAGGGACAUUGUCAUGUCCCUGUCCCGGUUUGGGCCUCUUAGUUCCAGUGAAGGGAAACUGUAAUGCUACAGCAUACAAAGACAUUCUAUACAAUUGUGUGUUUUCAUUUUUUCACUGGAGAAGGUCCACAUGUGGGUGUGAUGGUCAGAUGACCACAAACCAUAUAGUGUUGCGGCUCCUUUAAGAAACAGUGGCUUUCCAGCUGCACGCGUCUCCAUGGCAACGGCUACAGAAACGAAGCGAGCUCCGGAUGAAGGAAAGUCAAACUGCAGGAGAUUUCACUUUAUUUCAACUUCAACCAACUGCACAAUGUCAGUAUGAAGGCUUAAAUAAAGGAAUGUCGAUACCUGGAAUGUCGAUAGAAGUGUAAAGCUAUAGAAACUGAGGAAUAACUUUGUAGAGUCGUUACAACCUGCGCUAGUUAGUUAGCUAAAGCUGCUAACAGCUAACGCUCUGGAGACUGUUUAUCCAGCUGAGACAAGACAUAAAUCUUUCAUCAGAAGUUCUUUUCUGCUUUAAGCACAACUGUUUUCACAGCCUAAACCUAACAGAAGUGACAGCAUGAACCUGACGGAAGUGGAAGAGCACAUCACAGUGAAGUAUGAAAUCAAGAGGAGACUCGGGAAAGGGGCAUAUGGAAUCGUAUGGAAAGCAGUGGACAGGAAGACCGGAGAGACAGUGGCUGUGAAAAAAAUAUUUGAUGCCUUUAGAAAUAGAACUGAUGCUCAGAGAACAUUCAGAGAAAUCAUGUUUCUUCAGGAGUUUGGGGAUCAUCCCAACAUCAUCAAGUUGCUCAACGUCAUCCGAGCCCAGAACGAUAAAGAUAUUUACUUGGUGUUUGAGUACAUGGAUACCGAUCUGCAUGCUGUUAUUAAGAAAGGCAGCCUUUUGAAGGACAUUCAUAAACGCUAUAUCAUGCACCAGCUUCUCAAAGCCACCAAAUACUUACACUCAGGGAACGUUAUCCACAGGGACCAGAAGCCCUCGAAUAUACUACUAGAUGCAGACUGCUUUGUCAAACUAUGUGAUUUCGGCUUGGCGCGCUCCCUCUCCCAGAUGCAAGAGGAUGCUGUGAAUCCUGCCUUAACAGAAUAUGUGGCAACACGGUGGUACCGUGCUCCUGAAAUUCUCCUUGGCUCCACUAGGUACACGAAAGGGGUGGACAUGUGGAGUGUGGGCUGCAUUCUGGGCGAGAUGUUGCUGGGCAAGCCGCUUUUUCCUGGAACCUCUACCAUGAAUCAGAUCGAGAAAAUUAUGAGUGCUAUUCCACAUCCUAUGCCAGAAGACAUUGUGGCCAUCAGGUCAGAGUAUGGAGCAUCUGUAAUUCAGAGAAUGCUGCUUAGGCCGCAGGUGCCGUUAGGGGAUUUAAUGCAGCCUUCAGUGCCACCUGAUGCUCUUGAUCUGCUACAACGCCUGCUUGUCUUUAAUCCUGAUAAACGUUUAACUGCAGAGGAGGCUCUCCAGCACUCUUAUGUGGCCAAGUUUCAUAACCCAUCCAGGGAACCUAGUCUGGACUAUGAAGUUAUUCUACCUGUGGAUGACGAUAUCCAGCUCUCUGUGACUCAAUACAGAAACAAACUCUAUGAGAUGAUUCUGGAGAAACGGGCCUCUCGCCAAAUGGCAAGAAAAGCUCAUCUGAAGCAGAAAGCUGAGGAAAAGCCUGGGAGAGAUGUUGGGGAAGAUGAACGGGAUAAAGCAAAUGUAAAUGAUAAAGAGUGUAAGAAAGCUGAGAGAAAGGAGGGGGAAGGGGAUGGUGAAAAGAAAUUGUUGCAACACAACAAAGACCAACCAGGAGCAGGAUCAGUCACUGCCAAGCCUGUCUCCAUACAAGAUCAAACACAACUAGCCGUCGGGAAAAGCAGUCCAUCUGCAAACGGCAACAUGACCAAGACAUCUUACAACCCAAUCACACAUGUGUCCAAUGAUGUGGCCAGACCAUCCAGUAAUCCUUCAGUGGCUGCUCAGCAUCAACAUAACCGAUUUGGCAGAAAGGUGGUGCAGCAGUCUCAGAACAACGACAGCAGUAGCAUCUUGCCUGUACAGGCAUCUAACAAGGGUGUAGAGCAGAGUCAUCAGCGUGGACAAUCAGCCCCUCUGGGAGGCACCCGCUCCUUCUCCCUCACUCUCUUACAGCCGCAGAAUAACGCUCUCUUUCGCAAGGAAGAACCCGUCCUGACGCCAGGCCUGUGUGUCACUGUCACUUCUGCACGGCUGGAGACCCUCGAGCCAAACUGGGCAGCUACUCUCAGGCCUAUGGAACCAUCACCAGAACAGAGCUGAACAACCUGCUUAAGGGUCACCAGCCACUAUAGACUGUUUGAUUGAAUAUGUAAAUACAUUUAUAUGAAACAAGACAUACUGCAUGUAGGAUGAUGUGAAAUGUCACUGAAUUUUGAUAUGGACGAUAUGAAUACUGUCAUGAAAAUUAAAAUGUAGCUCUUCCUGGACUAGCCAGAUUGAACUUUGUACAGAAAAAUGAACUUCUUGCAAUAAAUGUUACUUGUAAACAUCUUGAGCAUGUGGAUGCUUUAAAGUACAAAGGCUUCAUACAAAGGCUUGUCACUGUGAUGGUACCUUCGAACU
Pangasianodon hypophthalmus (striped catfish) is the source of this 3299-nucleotide messenger RNA. RefSeq names its product mitogen-activated protein kinase 15 (gene mapk15). The coding region runs from base 1278 to 2996 and encodes 572 amino acids. Gene Ontology annotation, cellular component: nucleus; cytoplasm. Gene Ontology annotation, biological process: intracellular signal transduction; protein phosphorylation. NCBI's taxonomy places the organism in Eukaryota, Metazoa, Chordata, Actinopteri, Siluriformes, Pangasiidae. Gene Ontology annotation, molecular function: MAP kinase activity; ATP binding. The record is from RefSeq and is a predicted model, not a curated record. The transcript is spliced from 14 exons.